Penicillium daleae is the source of this 942-nucleotide messenger RNA. Its product is annotated as NmrA-like family protein. NCBI's taxonomy places the organism in Eukaryota, Fungi, Ascomycota, Eurotiomycetes, Eurotiales, Aspergillaceae. The record is from RefSeq and is a predicted model, not a curated record. Bases 1 to 942 code for a protein of 313 amino acids. The transcript has a single exon.
AUGUCUCCUCCUACCACCAUUAUCUUCGGUCCAACCGGUCACGUCGGCUCCGCCGCCGCCAUCACCGCACAUGAACUAGGUGCAAAAGUAGUGCUCGCUUUACGUGACACCCAAAAACCCAUCCCAGGUCUGACUACAGACCAAGAAAAGUCCGGCAACUUCGAAAGAGUCCAGGCCGAUCUCACCAAACCCGAAACCAUCGAAGCCGCCGUACGCACAACCAGCGCCAAACAUGCCUUUAUAUACCUUGCCAAUGGCAGUUCCGACCACAUGCGAGGAACCAUCGAAGCACUCAAGAAUUCCGGCGUAGAAUUCGUGGUGUUUUUAAGUAGUUUCUCCGUUCAGGGAGAUAUCAGGAGUCUUGAGCCGACGACUCUCAUCCCUUAUCUCCAUGCACAGGUUGAGAUCAACCUAGAAGAUGUUUUUGGUAAGGAUGGCUACGUCGCGCUUCGACCGGCGUUCUUCAAUACCAACGCCCGUUGGUGGGCGAGUAUGCUUCGCGAGGGCGAAGUCAGAAUUGCGUACCCGAAUAGCGCCUUUGACUGGAUCUCCCCUGGAGAUAUUGGCCGAAUUGCGGGGACGGUACUCAGCCAAGGUAUAGAGGCGACAUCCGGCGCGAAAGAACGGAACUUUAUCGCUCUUUGUGGACCGAAGCUGGUGUCUCAGCGGGAUGCCAUGGGUAUAUUUGGCAGGGCGAUUGGCAAAGAUGUCAAAGUCACGGAGGUGGAUGAGGAAGAGGGUACCAAGAUUCUAGUUGAGCGUGGUGUACCUGAAUUUGUGGCUGGGCCAUUGGUCAAGUCUCUGGGUACUCCAGGCGGUCGCUCGAGUAUGUAUGAAGGAGAGGGGUAUGCGGAGGGAUCUCUGAACCUGAAGAAGUAUGCCGGGCAGGUCACCAGCUUGGAAGAGUGGGCUGUGGCCAACAAGGAAAUAUUCGGUGUCUGA